CAGCAUUUGAAGCACAAUGACACCUCCAACCUGUGCUUUGUAUGUCGUGAGUCUGUUUGUGGCAAAUAUGGUUCAUACGACACCUUUGAAAGAAGCAUCGUUAUAUUUCAAAUCAGGAAAUGUUGGGGAAAAUGUGACCUUGGAAUGCCAAUGUGGAGAUAAUACAGCAGUGAUGCUUUACUGGUAUAAGCAAGUUUUAGGACAGAGACCAAGGCUGAUGUCUACAUUCUACAAGCACAAUCAAAACGGUACCUUUCAUGAGGAAUUUAAGAAUCCACGUUUUUCACUGGGCACUGGAAAAGAUAAGAGCCACUUACUGAACAUAUCAUAUUUGAGCGUUUCAGACUCAGCUACUUACUACUGUGUAAUGAGCAAUUUAUAUGACUUCAAAUUUUGUGAAGGCACGACUGUCAGUGUAAAGGGUUCAGGUCUGAGCAUCCAAGCUUUAGUCUAUCAGUCGUCAUCUGAAGCCAUCCAGUCAAGAAAAUCUAUGACUCUGAACUGUACAGUUCAACCUGGGACCUGCGAUGGAGAACACAGUGUUUACUGGUUCAAAAACUCUGAAGCAACUCAUCCAGGACUCAUUUACACCAUCGGAGGCAGGAAUGAUGGAUGUGAAAAGAACCCUGACACACAGCCUGACGCCUGUUACUACGACUUGCCGAUGAAGAGCCUGAAUCGGUCUCAGAGAUACUGUGCUGUUGCCUCAUGUGGACACAUGCUGUAUGGAAGUGGGACUGCAGUAAAGGAUAAAGCAGAAUAUCCUCUCUUGGCACAUUUCUUCAGUGGAGCCUUGGCAUUAACUGUCAUCCUGGUGGGUUUACUGGCAUUCUCAUUGUACAAAGUGAGCAAACGGCACAGGGAGUGCACAGAAACCUCGACAGUAAACACAGAGUUACAUCAAGACAGAGAGAACAAAGAGAAUCUUCAUUAUGCUGCUUUGCGCAACUACAAGACCAACAGAUCAAGAAAAAAGAGAGAUGACGGCUGGAAUGAGUGUGUGUACUCCAGCGUGAAGCAAUAG
Archocentrus centrarchus (flier cichlid) is the source of this 1024-nucleotide messenger RNA. RefSeq lists its product as uncharacterized. The record is from RefSeq and is a predicted model, not a curated record. Bases 17 to 1024 code for a protein of 335 amino acids. The transcript has 5 exons. Gene Ontology annotation, biological process: response to bacterium. Lineage: Eukaryota; Metazoa; Chordata; Actinopteri; Cichliformes; Cichlidae.